CCCACAUGUAAGGAAUAGCUAAUCAGAGUCCUGACCGGAAUUUAUCACUAACUAGUCUAACCAUUGUAUAAAUAAUCCUGACUGCCCUCGCAGAGGCUAGGCAUUGUGAGUACACUCCUUUUCUGCAUCUGGUUUACUUACUGUGUUUCGAUGUGUCCUUUAAAGUAUUGGAGUGUUCUGCUUGCGAUGUUUUCCCCAUUGAUGCUUGAGGCAUCUGGGCCGAUCCGCUGCUUGCCCUGCACCGAAGAGAGGUUGGCACACUGCCCACCUGUGGAUACCACAUGCACAGAGGAGUUGGUGAGGGAGCCAGGCUGUGGCUGCUGUCGGAUAUGUGCCCUAUCUCAUGGCCAGCCAUGUGGGGUGUACACAGCACGCUGUGGUGCAGGUCUUCGCUGUUAUCCCCAGCUCGAGGAAUCCAAACCUUUGGAGACGCUCAUGCAAGGACGGGGCAUUUGCAUGGAACUACUUGAGGUUGAAAGGAUUCAAGCAAUACAAGCAGAAACUCAAGCAUCUGAUUUGGAAACUGUGAAUCCUAGUCCAGGUGGCACAGAAGGUACCCAAGAUCAGUUAGGAGGCACCAACUUCAGAUUUGUACCAGCUCCUGGGCAUGUCAUACAAGACAGAUUGUUUGAAACACGAAAUUCAGCUGAUGCACAGAUGGGCAUGAGGGCACGAACUAACUACAAACCAAAGCCAAGAGAGCAGCAGGGGCCAUGCCAGGAGGAAAUGCAACGAGCCAUUGACAGGAUCAUUCUGAUUCAACAGCAUACUAAUGAAGAACUUUAUAGAUUCCACAUUCCAAACUGUGAUAAGGGAGGAUUUUAUAACCUGAAACAGUGCGAGUCAGCUCUGGAUGGACAGCAUGGACGGUGUUGGUGUGUUUUUCGCUGGAACGGAAAGAGAAUUCCUGGCUCUCCAGAAGUGAGAGGUGAUCCCCAAUGCCACCGGCAUGAGAGACAUGUUACAGCAUCAGCCGAACAAAAUAACUGAAGCGUCUUAAAAAACUGAGGCGGCAAUAACAACUUUGCUUUUCUCACACAUGUUACACCAGAGCAUUUGAAGGUGACAACCAUAGGUUACAGUUAUCUUUCAUGUAUGUAAGCUAUUUAUUUCCUGCUUUUUUUUUAGUUUAAAGAUUUCUUUUUGAAAAUCACAUUUAAAAUAGCAUCUAUCUAAAUUGUCCAGUGAAAUAAUCUACUGUUGCUAGUUGCACUUUUGGUUCACUAUUAAUGCGCAUGAAAAUAAUUUUACAUUGUGAAAAAUGCAUGAGUUGAGAAAAGUAUUAUCUAAACAGUCACUGAAUACACUGCAAGUCACUAUGUAUAAACAAUGUUAAUAACACAUUAAUGUUACAAAAGGAUCUCAUGGCAUUAAAAUAAUAGAAAGCUUAAAUCUUACAAAUUGCUGCCACUGCUAAUUAACCAUUGCCUCUAUUAGAAUUAUAACAUUUUCAAGGCAUAGAUCCAUUCCUCAUGUUAGAGGCCAAUAUUUUGUAAACCAAAAGCAUAGUAGUGUGUUUCAAGGUGAUACAUGUCUUCAAGUUAAAAUAAUUUUUAUUAACUGCCCAAACUUCAUCCUUGUGCUUAGUGACAUCAGUACUCUUCCCUUUAACACACUCCUAUAUACAAUAUUCAUAGAGAAAAUGAACUCAUUGGUGCUGGUUUUCUCUCUGUUUAAAUGCAUUCAUACCUGUGAAAUUUAGUUGUUAAUUAUAAACAAAAGACAAUUAAUUUAUUCUUAUGAUGUGAAAGUACACAUAUCACAUAUUUCACUAAUGAUUUUUAAUAUGAGGGAGUCGAGGGUUUUGGGAAAAGACAAGAAAGUGGAGUUCAGGAUUAUCAGGUCUAAUUGAAUGGUGCAGCAGACUUGAUAGGUUGAAUGGCCUAUUUUCCGCUCCUUUGUAUAUGAGCUUGUAAUAGUGGCAAGGUUAGUGUUGGCUGUUUGUGCUUUUAGUCAUUAGCUGAAGGUAAAUCAUAUGCCCACUUUCCCAAAGAGUGUGAAGAGGUUUUAUUUUUGCUAUAACAAUGAGUAGUGAUUGAUAUGAAUUUCAGCCUUUGCCUCCAAAAGCAGCUUUGUUUCAGUCUAAUUGUCAUGCAUCUGUCAAGAAAAAGGUGGAAAUAUUGAUGUGCUCAGCACUUGUAAGAUAGCAGUAGAAAAUCCAGCAUCAACCUUCAGAGGAUUAAAUGAAAAAAGUCAUAAAGCUGUCUGAAGUGGUCAGCAAUUCCUGGGUUAUCAUUAGGAGUGACUAAAGCUGGAACAAACACUUUGCUUAAUCCUCUGUUAGCAUAUUGUUUUCUAAAAAAAAUGUCUGCUAUAGUUGUGGACAGCCUUCUGCAACAAUAGUCUGUCAUCUUUGUCAGGUCUCAAUUCUUAUUGAAUGGUUAUAAUUUGUCUUUGCAAUUUUACUGUGAAUGAAUGAAACUAAUUUUCUACUGUAUGCAUCGUUUCAUGUAUUUUAUGUAUUGGGCAGUUAUAAACAAAAAACAAUUGCUCGUUUGGGUUUUCCUUAAGUGUUGAUAUUCUGGACCAAAAUGUGUGAAUUCAAAUCAGUCACAAAACAUGAUGCAGAAGUAAAGAAAGUUUGUAGUGGGGUAGUUAUUAAACAACAGUAUUACUUUACUGAUUGUAUGUGAAGUUGCCUAUCAAUUAUUGCUUGUAACACAUUGGCUCAGCAAAGACUGGAGAAUGUGGGAGUAAAUUUGAUUUCCUGUACCUGCGGAGUUUUUGGACAAUGUCUUAAUACCCUAUAACCACUAGAUGGCACUCAUAUGCUUGUUCAAAUUUUCUCGAGUUUCAAAUUGUUUCUAAUGAAUCAAAAUUGUUAUAUGGUAACAUAUUUUCUUUUAAUGUAACUGUAUCACCAAUUUCCUUUAUAUGAUUUAGAUCCACAAUUAGUCGAUUCUCGAGUAAUCUUUUUGAUUUCUGUAAUGAUGUGGUACAAAAUUAGCUAAUGAACUUGUUGCUGUAGAAAAAAA
Messenger RNA from Hemiscyllium ocellatum (epaulette shark), 2975 nucleotides. RefSeq names its product insulin-like growth factor-binding protein 4. Bases 151 to 990 code for a protein of 279 amino acids. Lineage: Eukaryota; Metazoa; Chordata; Chondrichthyes; Orectolobiformes; Hemiscylliidae. Gene Ontology annotation, cellular component: extracellular region. The transcript is spliced from 4 exons. The record is from RefSeq and is a predicted model, not a curated record. Gene Ontology annotation, molecular function: insulin-like growth factor II binding; insulin-like growth factor I binding. Gene Ontology annotation, biological process: regulation of insulin-like growth factor receptor signaling pathway.